Molecule: messenger RNA, 1822 nt
Organism: Rubroshorea leprosula
Lineage: Eukaryota; Viridiplantae; Streptophyta; Magnoliopsida; Malvales; Dipterocarpaceae
Source: the annotation of a GenBank genome assembly
AGAAUUCCAAAGAUUAGAUUCAUUGAUAAACAAGUGUUAUUUUAUAAGUUAAAUUUAAAAUUUAAAAUUUAUUAAAACUAACAUUUAAAAAAAUUAAUUUUCUUAAAUGUAUCAAGAUAAUGCUCUCUUAUUCCUGAUUGCUGCAGAGGGAUUGAAUGGUCUAGUGUCAUCGGCAGUGGAAAAGAAAAUGUACAAAGGUGUGCCAAUUGGCAGCGGAGAUAUUAUGGUAACACACCUACAAUUUGCGGAUGAUACCAUAUUGUUCGAGGAGGCAUCGAAUGAGAAUAUUGAGGUGAUCAAGUGCAUUAUGAGAACCUUCGAAUUGGCUUCGGGGUUGAAAAUAAAUUUCAGAAAGAGUCAACUGAUGGGAGUGGGAGUAGAACAAAACUGGAGAUCUAAAAUGGCUUACCGACUGUGUUGUAAAGAAGGAGAGUUCCCAUUUAAAUAUCUGGGAAUUCCAAUUGGGGGGUGUCAUAGAAGAGUAGCUAUGUGGCAGCCACUGGUAGACUCUGUUAAAAGGAAGCUGGCUAGUUGGAAGGGUAGACAUCUAUCUAUGGGAGGUCGCAUCACGCUCAUCAAUUCAGUGCUAUCAAGUCUGCCCGUGUUCUUGAUGUCAGUCUUCAUAAUCCCAAAAGGUAUAAUCCAUUCCAUUGAUAAAAUUCGUAAAUGCUUUUUAUGGGGUGGGAGGGGAGAGGAAAGGAAAAUAAACUGGGUAAGUUGGGAAAAAGUGUGUAAAAAGAAAGAGGAAGGGGGCCUAGGAGUGAGGGACUUAAGGAAAUUUAACAUGGCGUUGAUGGGAAAAUGGUGGGGUAGGCUUGCAGAAAAUAGGGAUAGCUUGUGGAAGAAAAUCCUUGUUGAGAAGUAUGGAAAGGGAGGGGGACACUGGCAAGAUUGGAUUACUGGAAAUAAUGGUGCAGGGUCAAUAUGGUGGAGGGAUGUCUGCGGUUUGAACACUAUGGAUGGGGAGAGUGCAGGCCAGUUGAGGGAGGGUUUUAGAAUUAACAUAGGUGAGGGGAAUAGUGUUAGUUUCUGGUGGGAUGACUGGGGGGGAAAGGGGUGUCUUGCUAACAAGUUUCCAAGACUAUAUCUUCUUUCAACAGGAAAGACGCACAUGUGCAACCAAAUGGGAAGCGAAAGAGACGGAUCAUGGGAAUGGAAUCUAACAUGGAGGAGAAAGUUGUUCGAGUGGGAAGCAGAAGAGAUGAUAGAAUUGCAGAACAUGAUAAAAGAUGUGAAGGUCUUGCAAGGGCGCCCUGAUAAUUGGGAGUGGAUUCAUGACAAGAACGGUCAAUACUCAACAAAAUCAGCCUACGCAUUGUUAACAAAAGAGAAGAAAGGAUCAACCGGAACUACAAUCUUUACAAGAAUAUGGAACUCCACCUUUCCAAGCAAAAUUUCAGCAUUCAAUUGGCAACUACUAUUGGAUAGAAUUCCAACUAAAAAGAACCUGUUGAGAAGAGGGAUCACCAAAGACAUGAGAGAAAGCAAGUGUGAAAUAUGUGCUGAAGAAGAAGAGGACACGACGCACUUGUUCUUAAGUUGUAGGAUUGCUCGAUGGUUAUGGAAGGCCUGUGCAAAGUGGUGGGGGACUAAGUUUUCGUUGGAAGUAGAUUGCUAGAAUACCUUUCAAAAAUCAGGAGUUGUGUCUAAAGAGCCAAGCAUCAAAGAAGGAUGGGAUUGCAUAUGGAAUUCAUUUGUUUGGUCUGUGUGGUUGGCUCGAAACCAAAAGAUUUUCCAAGGCAAAGAGGUCAAUCCAGGGAAGCUUCUUGAACUCAUCCAAUUGAGAUCCUAUCUUUGGAUUAAAUAUAAAAAUGAUAGAAUG